Messenger RNA from Geodia barretti, 1011 nucleotides. NCBI's taxonomy places the organism in Eukaryota, Metazoa, Porifera, Demospongiae, Tetractinellida, Geodiidae. The record is from the annotation of a GenBank genome assembly.
CACGACGGCUGUCAUAUAUUCAGGCGGUCAACGAGGCGCUGCGACAGGAACUUGAGCGCGACGAGACCGUUAUCAUCAUGGGCGAGGACAUCGCGGGCGGCGGCGAACGCGAACAGUUCCAGGAUGCAUGGGGAGGCUCCGAUGCGCCUCACUAAAGGACUGGUCGGCGACUUCGGCCGCCAGCGCAUUCGAGAUACGCCCAUCGCGGAAUCCGGCUUCGUAGGCGCGGGUGUGGGCGCGGCGGCAACCGGACUGCGACCGGUCGUUGACCUGAUGUAUGUCGGCUUUCUCGGCGUCUGCGGUGACCAGAUUCUGAACAAUGCUGCAAAGAUUCACUACAUGUUCGGCGGCAAGGUCAAGGUGCCGCUGACAAUUAUGACCGGCAUCGGCGCGGGCACGAACUCCGCGGCGCAGCACUCCGAGACCGUGUACUCGGUCUUCACGCACUAUCCCGGGCUGAAAGUGGUCGCGCCCUCCAAUCCGUACAACGCCAAGGGACUGUACGCGGCGUCCAUCCGCGACGAUGACCCUGUAAUUAUCUGCAACAACCGCCAGCUCAUGGGUAUCCGCUUCGAUGUGGAUGUGCCGGAGGAGUCGUACACCGUGCCACUCGGUCAGGCGGAUGUUGCCAGAGAAGGUACGGAUGUGACCCUGCUGGGCAUAAGCUACAUGACUCAGAUCUGCUUGCAGGCAGCCGAAGACCUCGCGGCGCAGGGCUAUUCCGCUGAGGUCAUUGACCUACUGUCGCUCUCACCGAUGGACGACGAGGCGAUUCUGGAAUCCGUGCGCAAGACGCGCCGCAUAGUCAUCGUGGACGAGGACUAUCCGCGAUGCAGUAUGGCAGGGGAUAUUGCAGCACUCGUCGCGGAAGAGGCUUUCGACUACCUUGAUGCUCCGCCGAAGCGCGUGACUCCACCGCAUACAUCCGUGCCGUACAGCAUGCCCCUUGAGGCGCUCUUCGUACCGACCAAAGAGCAGGUCGUAGCUGCCGCGCUUGAGACGCUCGAAUAA